Solanum stenotomum is the source of this 1638-nucleotide messenger RNA. RefSeq names its product pentatricopeptide repeat-containing protein At3g62890. The record is from RefSeq and is a predicted model, not a curated record. Gene Ontology annotation, biological process: RNA modification. Bases 69 to 1421 code for a protein of 450 amino acids. The transcript has a single exon. Lineage: Eukaryota; Viridiplantae; Streptophyta; Magnoliopsida; Solanales; Solanaceae. Gene Ontology annotation, molecular function: protein binding; RNA binding.
CUUUGUGCUUUGUGCUUUGAAACCACUGCUUAACUACCCUUCCCGCCUGGGAAUGUCCCAAAAUCCAAAUGAAGAUAUCAACCAGAAAGCUCAUAUCUUUAACACACCCUUCUCUCAAUCUUUGGCAUCCAACUGUCGAUUGUUUCACUUGGAAUACUCUCAUCAGAGCCUAUGUUCAACGAACUCAUCAACCUUCAAGCCCCACCUAUCAUACCCCACUCUCCAUCUUCCUCCGAAUGCGCUUCCAUGGCGUCCAUAUUGAUUACUACACCUUCCCUUUCCUCCUCCAGUCCGUCCAUUCUCCACCACACCUCCAAUUGGGACGAUCCAUUCACUCACAGGUUCUUGUUUUUGGUUUUUCAUCCGACCCAUUUGUCCAAACCUCGUUGAUCAGUAUGUACACUGCUUGUGGCGAUGUGGGGUCUGCACGAGAUGUGUUUGAUGAAAUGUCUCAACCGGAUUUGCCUGCGUGGAAUUCUAUUGUUAAUGCGAACGUGAAAGCGGGUUUGCUUAGUGUUGCGCGUGAACUGUUUGUUAAAAUGCCAAGCAGAAAUGUUGUAUCUUGGAGUAGUAUGUUGGAUGGUUAUGUGAGGUGGGGUAAGUGUGAAGAAGCAUUGGAGUUGUUUAAUCAGAUGAUGAAGGAAAAUGAGGUUAUGCCUAAUGAGUAUACCAUGGCUAUUUUGCUUGCGGCGUGUGAGCAGUUGGGUUCACUUGAACACGGGAAAUGGGCUCAUGCUUGUGUUUACAAACUCGGGAUGGAGAUUAAUGUUGUUCUUGGGACUUCGUUGAUUGAAAUGUACGCUAAAUGUGGGAGUAUAGUCCGGGCAAGAUUAGUUUUUGAAAAUUUGGGUCCAAAGAAGGAUGUAAUGGCUUGGAGUGCCAUGAUCUCAGGUCUUGCUAUGCAUGGACACUGGGAAGAUUGUCUCUGUUUGUUCUCAAAUAUGGUUGACAGCGGAGUAAUGCCUGAUGAUAUCACGUUCUUGGGUGUUCUUUCUGCUUGUGUACAUGGAGGAUUGGUAAACCAAGGGAAGGAAAUGUUUGAGAGGAUGAGUAAAGAGUUUGGUAUUUCGCCUUCAGUUCAGCAUUAUGGUUGUAUGAUUGACCUUUAUGGCAAGGCUGGUUUGAUUGAUGAAGCGUGGAAUCUUCUGAAUACAAUGCCUAUGGAGCCAGAUGUGCUUAUUUGGGGAGCUCUUCUUAGCGGAGCCAGGAUAUGUGGAGAUAUUGAAACAUGUGAGAUUGCACUCAACAAAAUAAUAGAGCAAGAUCGCACAAAUAGUGCAGCUUACGUUCUUCUCUCCAAUGUCUAUGCUAAGAUGGGUCGCUGGAAAGAUGCUAGGGACAUCAGAAACCUUAUGGAGACAAUGAAGGUACAGAAAGUUCCUGGGCGUAGUUCCAUAGAGGUCAAUUCAGCUAUCCAGUAGAACUAGUUUACGUUGAAAUGAGUAUCAGGCAGGCACUAGUAAAUCAUGUGAUGCUCAAGGAUACUCUGCGCGGGUUCAAGAUGGACGGUUUUAUGCAGACGUUACACAAGGUACUGCUAAAUUUGAAUGAGGAAUGAAAGAAUUUAGCAGUUUUCACUUCAUUAUAAGAACAUGGCAAUUUGAAUUCUCCGUGCUAAUACUGUAACAUGGUUUGGAU